CAAACCCACGCUCAUCCGAUAAGCAUCACGUGAUUCAUGUGAUUCACCAAGGCUAACCUCCAGCUAUAAAUCAUCGAUGUAUGCUGGCAAAAGGCCGAGCAACACCCAUGGUCAUCAUCUUCAUCGCUAUUUCCUUCACUCUCGUGGUCGUUGUUCAUCACGUUCACCUGUCAAUCGCUGACAGAAAACUGCCUCCUGGUCCCCGCCGUCUUCCAAUAGUCGGCAACUUGCUUCAUGUACCGACACUGCGGCCUUAUCCGCAGUUUCGAAAAUGGGCCAGACAGUAUGGACCCAUAUUUUCCCUCCGUCUCGGUCCACAAACAAUGAUUGUCCUCAACUCUGCGGAAGUCGCGCACGAGAUCCUGGACAACAGGGCCAGAAAAUACUCGAGCCGUGCACCCCCCCAUGUCGCACACGAUAUUAUGAGCGAUGGACAGCGUCUGGUGUUUCUCCCGUAUGACAAAGAAUGGAAGGCUGCGAAGAAAUCUAUGCAGGCCCUGUUUACAACCGCCAAGAUCAGAGAGAUGCGACGCACCCAGGAACUGGAAUCCCGCGUUCUGUUGUAUGACCUGUUGUGCCAUCGCCAACAAAGCCUUUCGGCCGAUUUCACCGAGUUUGUCGGCGACGGCGUCCCAGAUAGGCACUGGUUUGCCAUUAUUCGGCGCUAUACCACAAGCGUUGUCAUGACGGCCACUUACGGAAACCGUGUCAACCGUGUCGUUGAUAAUCCACACUUGCACAAGAUAUAUGACGUUUUGGCCAACUUUGCUCAUGUUGGCCAACCAGGAAAUUACCUGGCAGAUGCUUUCCCCAUCUUUCGCAAGCUGCCCGACUGGCUCGCCCCAUGGCGUGUAGCAGCCCGCAAAAUGCACGAAUGGGAAAUGGAACUCUGGGGUGGCCUCCUCCAACGCUGCAAAAAUGAAUUAAGAGCUGGGAAAGAGCACGUAACAAACUACGUCUCAACCUAUCUCCGCCAGCGUAUAGACUCUACCGGGAUUGAAGACGCUCCUGGUAAAGGCAUUCUCCCCAAUGGCCAUCUAACAGACAAACUCCUCGCCUAUACGGCCGGUACCAUUCUUGAGGCCGGUUCAGACACGACCGCGAGUACCAUGCAGAGCUUUAUCUUAUUCAUGGUCACCCAUCCAUACGUCUUGAGGACCCUCCGCGAGGAGAUCGACAGAGUCGUUGGCCAGUCGAGGAUGCCCGGCUUUGAGGACGAGGGCAACCUGCCAUAUCUAGUCGCUUGUAUCAAGGAAACACUACGGAGGAGACCUCCUACCAUCAUGGGCAUUCCCCAUUCAUCCGACGAGGAAGAUUACUACGACGGCUACCUCAUCCCCAAAAAUUCUACAGUCGUCGGUAACGUUUGGGCCAUCCAUAUGGACCCCGUCGCUUAUCCCAAUCCAUUUGCGUACGACCCAGAACGCUUCCUCGACGAUGCCAGAUGCAACAAGUGGAACAGUGGUCCUGAUCACAAGGAUCGAGACCAUUUCGUCUUUGGUUGGGGUCGUCGCUUCUGUGUAGGUCAGAAUGUAGCCCAAGAUUCCCUCUUCCUCGUCCUUGCUCGCAUCAUUUGGGCAUUCGACCUUCAAGUCCCCCGUGACCCCACCUCCGGAAAUCCCCUCGUUCCCGAUAUCAACGACGAAGAGGCCACUUUUACCACCGGUUUUGUCAGUGUGCCCAAAAUAUAUCCUGUCGCCUUUGUUCCCAGAACGGAGGAGAAAGCAAAGAUGAUCAUCAAGUCGUUUGAACAGGCACAGGAGGAGUGGGAGAUAUUAGGUCUGGAUAGGGAUCAGCGUUGACACGGUUGUAAAAACUAUUCUAAUGGUCAGGCGGGAUCGUCGCCAUCUUGCGGCGCGGUUUCCGGUCCUUUCUGCAUUUUUCCCAACCUUCUACCAAAGUUAACCCGGGCCUGCUACAUAAAUCCUGAAAUUUGAAACCAUGAUUUCACCGGAAUUCUCGAGAAAUGAUUCUCUUCGGACGUCUUGCGCCCUUGGCCAUCGCACUCUCACUCUUGACACCUCUCGUCAGUGCCCUAACUUAUCAUGGAGCCGAUUACUCUUCCUUGAUUAACCUCGAAAAGAGUGGUCGCACGUACAAAGACAGUGGCAGUACUGCCAAAUUCGACGCUAUCCUUGCUAAACACGGAACCAAUCUCGCACGAAUCCGUAUUUGGACCAGCUCCAGCGAUGCCAAUUACGAUCUGAAUUAUGGAAUACAACUGGCAAAAAGGGCAAAGGCGCU
Molecule: messenger RNA, 2244 nt
Organism: Marasmius oreades (fairy-ring Marasmius)
Lineage: Eukaryota; Fungi; Basidiomycota; Agaricomycetes; Agaricales; Marasmiaceae
Exons: 9
Coding region: 81-1802 (573 amino acids)
Molecular function (GO): iron ion binding; oxidoreductase activity, acting on paired donors, with incorporation or reduction of molecular oxygen; heme binding
Source: RefSeq, a predicted model, not a curated record